Messenger RNA from Liolophura sinensis, 2121 nucleotides. RefSeq names its product sn-1 acyl-lipid omega-3 desaturase (ferredoxin)-like. Gene Ontology annotation, biological process: lipid metabolic process. Gene Ontology annotation, molecular function: oxidoreductase activity. The record is from RefSeq and is a predicted model, not a curated record. The coding region runs from base 125 to 1303 and encodes 392 amino acids. NCBI's taxonomy places the organism in Eukaryota, Metazoa, Mollusca, Polyplacophora, Chitonida, Chitonidae. The transcript is spliced from 2 exons.
GGACGACAAGACAGGAACACGGUGAUCGUGCUGUCAGUUUGUGGUACUUUGCGCGGAAUUCUCCCAGCGCAUUUCUCCCAGAAACAGCUCUGAAAGACAGCGCAAGAAUACCUCACGGAAAGGUAUGCUUUGUACAGAUCAGCGUAAAUGGAGUGCUGGGCUCUGGUUUCUGUUGAAAUCCUGUCUUGUCACCUUGCUGCGCGAUGAUUGGCCAAAAACAGACCAAUCAGAGAAUAACAUCUCCAGUUCUUUGGGUCCUGUGGUGAAAAAAAAGCAGAGAAUUUCAACACUGCCAGAUGAGCUUCCUUCAUUGGUUGAAAUUAGACGCUCACUGCCCAAACACUGUUUUGAACCGUCAGUUGCCAGAUCCUUGUACUAUGUUGUCCUGAAUGUCUUUGGCGUGGGGCUGCUCUACGGUGGUUUGAUUUACUUGGAAAGGCUGAUGCCGAGCUACAUCGUUUAUGCCAUAACCCCACUCUACUGGUUCUUCCAGGGAACUUUGUUGGCUGGAAUCUUUGUCCUGGGCCAUGACUGUGGACACGGCUCGUUUUCGAAGUACACAUUGCUUAAUGACAUUGCGGGUAAUAUCCUUCAUGCAUUUCUCAUGGUACCAUACUACUGCUGGAAACUGUCUCAUAAAAAUCACCAUAAGAACACGGGAAACAUCGACAAGGACGAAGUGUUCUACCCAGUUCGUAAGAAGAAUGAUUCCGGCGGCAGAAUGCUGCCAGGAUUCGGUCUUGGGUUCGGUUGGUACGCUUACAUCAUCCGUGGUUACAGCCCUCGUCAGGUUUGCCAUCUCAACAUAUUCCACAAGAUGUAUGCUAAUCAUUCCCUGGACUGUGCCAUAUCUAUUGCUCUGGUUACUGUAUGGGGCAUGGCUCUCGCUUUUUACGCUCAGACAAUGGGCUUGUGGGCAUUGGUCAGCCAUUAUGUCAUACCCGCGCUUAUGUUUGGAACUUGGGUUGUCAUCUUCACCUUCCUGCACCACACAGAGGAGGAUGUGCCGUGGUACUCCGAUACCAAGUGGGACUUUGUUCGCGGGCAGUUAUCUUCGGUGGACCGGGACUACGGCUGGGCACAUUAUUUCAUCCACACUAUAGGCACGCACCAAAUCCACCACCUGUUCUCGAAAAUCCCGCACUACCACCUGGAUGAAGCCACCGCCCACUUCCGCAAGGCCUUCCCCCACCUGGUGCGCUAUGAUGACUCACCCAUCCUCCCAUCUUUCAUCAGGAUGUUUAAGAAGUACCUGAGACAGUCUGUUAUUUCAGAUGAGGCUGAUAUUCACAUUUAUCAAUAAUGCAAGGCUGUGUUAGUGUCACCUAUAUAUUUACAUUUACCUAUAAGUACACAGAGUAUUAGGAGCUAUCGCUGUCCCAAGCUCUCUCGCUCUUUCUUUGAAAAACCUUUUUGUUUUGGUUAAAGCUUGUAUGCACGGUCCCCAUCCGUGAAUGUAAAACAUUCAGGGACAGUAAUGUAAAUUUUCAGGUGUUAUUAAUUGAAGACACACUGUAGGGCAGUGAUUUUUAUUGUCCCAUGUUAUCACAGUAUUUCUACAAAAUGGAGCACAGCAUGAAGGUUUUCAAGUUCAUAUCAACUACUUGUAUAUGCACAUCCCUACAGGGUGGAAUUAAUUGUUAACCUGUGUGAAUCAGCUAUAAAGGCACUCAGGUUAUGGCAGUAUUAUGUGUAUGGCAUAUAUACAUGUAGUAAAGGUAGCACAGUAGUGCACACCUUUGAAGGCAGUAUAAUGAAUUCCUGAUCAAAACACAAAGUUUAUGCAGGUUUUUUCAUCGUUAAUAACUUAUGCAGCAUUUUUUUUUCGCCGAUUUUUUUUCAUUUAUGUUCUUCUAUAAAACAUCCUCUUUUGAUAACCUUUUUAAUGUGUGAGACACAUCUGUUGAACUUAAUUUAAUUUGUCACUAUUAAAUUAAUGUUGCACAUACGGAUAUAUAUGUAUUUAUCUGAGAUGCACCAAUGUCAUUAUCUAUAAUAUUUAGUAUCUGUUCAUUGUACAGUACUUUACAUGUAAAUUCAAGCAUAGUGUGUUGUGAUAUUAUGAAGGUAAAUAUUACUAUACAUGUACAUGCAGUUAUACAGCGAAAACAGGGCCAAAAA